AAACCGCCUCAUUAGCCCAAGGAUGAAACUCCUCUGAUCACCACCAUUAACGGACGCCUCCUUUCUCCUAUCUCCUUCUUCUAGGGUUUACAUAUAAAUACAUAUAUGGCAGCUAUAAGCACACAAUUACAUUGAGAUUCAGUCUAUUUUCUGUGUCAUCUCUCUGUUUAAAGCGAACGUUUCGAUCGUAGCUGUGAGAGAAAACCAUGCCUCGGCGGCGAGACGAGGACGAGGACGAUCUGGAGCCAGAGGAGGACGAAGAGGAGGCUUAUGAUGAGGAAGAGGAUGAAGACGAAGGACGAGGUGGCCGGAAGCGGCGGCGGAGAUCGAGUUUCAUAGACGACGCUGCAGAGGAGGACGAUGAAGAGGAAGAGGAAGAUGAUGAGGACGAUUACGAUGGCGGUGGUGGGCGUCGUCGUGCUAAGAGGAGGUCGGGGUCGGAGUUUUUUGAUCUCGAAGCCGCGGUAGACAGCGAUGAGGACGAGGAGGAAGAAGAAGGCGAAGACGACUUCAUAGUAGAGAGCGGAGCUGACCUACAGGAUGAAGAGGAUGGUAGAAGGUUGCAUCGUAGGCCGAUGCUUCCACGUGAGGAUGACCAGGAAGAUGUUGAAGCUCUUGAGAGAAGCAUACAGGCAAGAUAUGCAAGAUCAAGUCAUGCAGAAUAUGACGAGGAGACGACAGAUGUAGAACAGCAAGCUCUUUUGCCAUCCAUUAGGGAUCCAAAAUUGUGGAUGGUGAAAUGCGCGAUCGGUCAUGAGCGGGAGGCAGCUGUUUGCCUAAUGCAGAAGUGCAUAGAUAAAGGAACUGAGUUGCAAAUAAGAUCAGCUAUAGCACUUGAUCAUCUCAAAAACUAUAUAUAUAUUGAAGCAGACAAAGAAGCCCAUGUGAGAGAGGCUAUCAAGGGCAUGCGUAAUAUAUAUUCUGCUAAAGUAAUGCUUGUCCCAAUCAAAGAAAUGACUGAUGUACUUUCAGUAGAAAGCAAAGCAGUUGAUCUUUCCAGGGAUACAUGGGUGAGAAUGAAGAUUGGGACAUAUAAAGGUGACCUUGCAAAGGUUGUAGAUGUGGAUAAUGUGCGCCAGAGAGUUACAGUGAAAUUAAUUCCAAGGAUUGACUUACAGGCCCUUGCAAGUAAAUUGGAAGGUAGGGAAGUUCCAAAGAAAAAGGCAUUUACUCCUCCGCCACGUUUUAUGAACGUUGACGAAGCUAGAGAAAUGCAUAUUCGUGUAGAGCGUAGACGAGAUCCAAUGACUGGUGAUUACUUUGAGAAUAUAGGAGGGAUGAUGUUCAAAGAUGGUUUCUUAUAUAAAACAGUAUCCAUGAAAUCAAUCAGCACUCAGAAUACUCAACCAAGUUUUGAUGAACUCGAGAAAUUUCGGCAACCUGGUGAAAAUGGGGAUGGUGACAUGGCUAGUUUGUCAACUCUCUUUGCAAACAGAAAGAAAGGCCAUUUUAUGAAGGGUGAUCGAGUUAUCAUUGUCAAAGGUGAUCUUAAGAAUUUGAAGGGGUCGGUUGAAAAAGUUGAGGAAGAUACUGUUCAUAUCAAACCAAAUGAGAAGGGCCUUCCGAGAACUCUUGCUAUUAGUGACAAAGAACUUUGCAAGUACUUUGAACCUGGAAAUCAUGUCAAGGUUGUAUCUGGUGCAACAGAAGGUGCAACUGGUAUGGUAGUUUCGGUUCAAGGGCAUGUCGUAAAUAUAGUUUCUGAUACAACAAAGGAACUUAUUCGUGUUUUUGCUGACAAUGUUGUGGAGAGCUCUGAGGUAACAUCUGGUAUUACACGAAUUGGAGAGUAUGAGCUUCACGAUCUUGUGCUGCUGGAUAAUAUGAGCUUUGGUGUUAUCAUACGUGUGGAGAGUGAAGCUUUCCAGGUUCUUAAGGGGGUCCCAGAUCGACCGGAGGUUGCACUUGUUAGAUUAAGAGAGAUCAAAUACAAGAUUGAGAAGAAAACAUGCGCACAGGAUCGGUCCAAAAACACGAUAUCGGUGAAAGAUGUCGUCAAAAUUCUUGAGGGUCCAUGCAAAGGGAAACAAGGUCCUGUUGAACAUAUCUUUAGAGGAGUUUUGUUCGUCUAUGAUCGUCAUCACCUUGAGCACGCUGGCUUUAUUUGUGCGAAAUCCCAAUCCUGUGUGGUGGUUGGUGGAUCACGUGCAAACGGUGAUAGAAACGGUGGUUCCUUGGCUUCAAGAUUCUCCCAUUUCAAAACUCCACCUCGUGUUCCCCAAUCUCCAAGAUUGCCUAGAGGAGGUCCACCUCUGCAUCCUGGAGGAAGGCAUAGGGGUGGAAGAGGGCAUGACGCUUUAGUUGGUGCGGCUAUUAAAGUUCGCCAGGGUCCGUACAAAGGCUACAAGGGCCGUGUUGUAGAUGUUAAAGGCCCCUCUAUCAGGGUUGAAUUGGAGUCCCAGAUGAAGGUUGUUACAGUUGAUCGCAAUCAUAUUUCUGAUAACGUGAAUGUCUCAACUCCAUUCCGGGACACAUCUCGAUAUGGCUCGGGAAGUGAGACCCCUAUGCAUCCUUCACGAACUCCUCUACAUCCAUAUACGACUCCUAUGAGAGAUCCUGGAGCAACUCCUAUUCAUGAUGGAAUGAGGACGCCUAUGCGUGACAGAGCAUGGAAUCCUUACACACCAAUGAGCCCACCAAGGGAUAACUGGGAAGAUGGGAACCCUGCUUCUUGGGUGGCCAGUCCACAGUAUCAGCCAGGAAGUCCUCGCUCACGAACCUAUGAAGCACCUACUCCGGGUUCAGGUUGGGCUAACACUCCCAGUGGCAGUUAUAGUGAAGCUGGAACACCCAGAGAUAGCAGUCCUGCUUAUGUAAAUGCUCCAAGCCCUUACUUGCCAUCAACUCCUGGUGGGCAGCUGCCCAUGACACCAAGUUCUGCAUAUCUACCUGGUACGCCUGGUGGACAGCCAAUGACACCUGGAGGUGGUGGGUUGGAUAUUAUGUCACCUGUAGUAGGUGGGGACAAUGAAGGGCCUUGGUUGUUACCGGAUAUAUUGGUCAAUGUACGCAGGUCCGGUGACGACACCAUUGUGGGAGUCAUUAGGGAUGUGCUUCCGGAUGGCUCUUGUAGGAUAGCUUUAGGUUCAAGCGGCAAUGGUGAGACGAUCACUGCACUUCCUAGUGAUAUUGAGAUUGUGACACCCAGGAAGACGGACAGAGUCAAGAUUUUGGGUGGUGCACAGCGUGGGGCGACUGGAAAACUGGUUGGUGUUGAUGCCGCUGAUGGAAUAGUUAAGGAAGAUGACACUCUCGAUAUUCAUAUAUUAAACAUGAGCAUUUUGGCAAAACUAGCAUAACCAUGAUGACCUUUUUUUUUUUUUUUGCCAUCUCAUAACCAUGAUGACUAGAAACGAUGAAGACACUGAAAAAAAAAAAUGGUGAAUAGAAAUGGUGUAAAAGUCCAGGCCGGGCCUUGGUGGCAGAUAGCAAUUUCAUAUAAUUUAAUGUAUAUGCUUGUUGCCUCAAUUGCUCAUUUUGAAUGAUUAUGUGAAGGAUAACUCCUAUUUUUUAUCUUAAAACAGUGGCU
Messenger RNA from Ilex paraguariensis (yerba mate), 3529 nucleotides. Lineage: Eukaryota; Viridiplantae; Streptophyta; Magnoliopsida; Aquifoliales; Aquifoliaceae. The record is from the annotation of a GenBank genome assembly.